Lineus longissimus is the source of this 21230-nucleotide messenger RNA. RefSeq names its product teneurin-m-like. Bases 394 to 8715 code for a protein of 2773 amino acids. Gene Ontology annotation, molecular function: calcium ion binding. The transcript is spliced from 29 exons. The record is from RefSeq and is a predicted model, not a curated record. Gene Ontology annotation, biological process: motor neuron axon guidance. Lineage: Eukaryota; Metazoa; Nemertea; Pilidiophora; Heteronemertea; Lineidae.
GGAGCAUAGUGCUGCAGAGAUUCUGGGAUUCGAGGCAGUUAUAGGUUGAUAACCAGUGAUCGAUGGACUGCUAGGAGCUCGAGCUAGCGCUUAGUAUCGGCUAGCGUCGCUGUGGAAUAUCAGUCGUAUCUGUGCUAUGGUUUGGUGCAGAAUUAUUUCUUCGUUUCUCUGGAUUUGUGCAGAUUUUUCUUAGCAAUGCUGAGUGGAUUAUAUUAUCUGAAUUGUGCACAUUGUUGGAUUAUUUUGCUUUGAUCUGGAUAUUUGUUAGCUUAUAUAAAGCGACGUGAGAUUUUGUGCGGGAAACGCAGUGGAUGUACUGCCUUUGACCUUGCUUCUGGACUUUCUACAUAAGAUCCUUCAUAAUGUUGUCAGUGCAAAUAACAUAGACAAGCAAUGAGCACAGGAAGAGUACAAACUCAGCCGAGAAUGUCGGUGAGGAAUCGGCGCGUUCCCGAGCAGGGGUACAGCUCCUCUGAGGGUGAGGAGGACCCGUUAACUCACGGUUACGAUGACAGGGUCAGACCAGAUUAUGGCCCACCGCCACACAGGACGACAUCACUUCAUCGGCCACCGAAGGACCCAAGAACAUUGGGCCUGACGACUGACGAAAGUGUGAUCUCACCGCUGGAUACGGCCGACACGCCGGGCAUGCGCCUUUAUAGCUACUUGAGUGGGUCUGAAGGGGAUAUCGAAACCGAUCACCCGGAUCGGGACCACUGGGAGCAGGGAUCCCACAGUUCGCUAUCAUCUCAACAAAGUUUGUCGCACUAUUCUGUAUCGGAUAAUGAGAUGUCCAAUCAUCAUGCGAUUGGGAAUGUGUCCACACUACCAAUGCCCUCCAUUCCACCCCCUCCACCCGAAGACCCCCCACCGUUCGACCAGCAGCAGCACCUGCUGAACAAAUACCCGCGCGGGAACUACGCGGAGACGGAGCCAUUGGAGUUGCAGCGGCGGGGCGACGAUGGCACGCUCGAUCAUAAAUACUACAUGGUACAACAACCAACAGGGUCGGGGAACUUCAUACCACCUGACUAUGAUCACGGCGAGAAACCACCUUUCCCGCGCACGAUUCCUCCUGCGCGGCCGCCAGAGAGGCAUUCACAGUCAGGAAUGCCGAUGCAUCAGUCCAACUUUCCACGGACGGUUCCUCCCAAAAGUAAUAACAGUCUUCCACCCAGAGCAAUAAAUGACCCAGGGAGCCCGCAUCGGGGCACACCCACAAAGAUGAUGGAUGGACGAAUGCCUGACUACGAAAGCCUCAACUCGCUCAACACUCAGCACAAUAAUAAUACUCAUGAUAGACACCACCUACCACCCGUACAUCCGUCCAUUCCAAACGCAAGCGUGCCUGUACCGUCGUACAGCCCCGUGCAGAACGACUUCAGGAAUUACUCAAAGCUGAGCAAUGCGAGUUACCGAGUAAAGAAGCAAAUCAAAAAGAAAUGUAGCUGGAAGAUUGCCGUACUUGUCUUAGUUAUAAUUGUGGUCAUCAUGGCUGCAUGCCUCGCAUUUCUAGCAGCUUCAUCUGUGUUAAAUAAGGGUACGACCCCUGUCUCGGAUAGGAACCGAACCCUUGUCAGGGUAUUCACAACAGGUGCUACAAGCUAUGCUGAGGACUCCGGUUACUUGCGACUAGGCAAGACGUUAGAGAAGGAAAUACCUCCCUACAGCUUCUGGAGGAUGCAAAUGUCAAUACACCACCCGGACUUCAUGAAGUUUAAUUUCUCCAUUCCCCGCUAUGCAGUGAUAGGCUUUUAUGGUCGGCAUAACCAGUACCCUACACAUCUACAGAAUGACUACAGUGCAAUAUUCGACGGACGGAAAAUUAAGGAUCGACGGAAACGAGACACAACGGAUGCAUAUACUGCCCAGGACAAUAUACGGAAUACGUCGUAUCACCAUUUCUUCGAGGUCGGCACGUGGUAUUUGGCGUUAUAUAACGACGCACCGGAUCCAAAUAAAGUGACCAUGAAGGCCGGAUAUCUUGAUAACCCUGACACGAGCUGCCCAAAUAACUGCAAUGGUCGUGGAGAGUGCCGGAACGACAAAUGCUACUGUUACCCGGGUCGUGCUGGAUAUGAUUGCUCACAGGAAACAUGUCCAGUCCUCUGCAGUGGCAACGGCGUCUACGAUCGCGGCCAAUGCAAGUGUUUCAAGGGCUACAAGGGCAAGGAAUGCUCGACCAAGGCUGAUGAAUGUGAGGUCCCCAACUGUAACGGCAAUGGAGAAUGCGUGAAGGGCCAGUGUGUCUGCACGGCGGGUUUCAGAGGCGAGGACUGCAGCAAACUUGACUGCCUGGUCCCCAACUGCUCGAGCCACGGCGUCUGCAUGAACCAGACUUGUCACUGCUUCAAGGGCUGGCGCGGCCAGGAUUGUGAGCUUCGUGACGUCGUCAACAGCAUCGCCGUCUGCGCAAAGAACUGCACGGGCCACGGAGCAUACGAUAAGAAGUUAAAGAAGUGUGUGUGCGAGGCUGGAUGGAGUGGGCUAGAGUGCGAUGAAGAAAUCUGCAUGUUGGAUUGCGUCAACGGCAAAUGUGAGAACCGCCGCUGCCAGUGUGACGAGGCCUGGAGUGGUGCCCUCUGCGACCAGCUUACCUGCGACAAACGCUGCUACGAACACGGAUAUUGCGACAACGGAACGUGUCGGUGCGACCCUGGCUGGAACGGAAAGCAUUGUUCACUCGAUGGGUGUCCUAAUGCAUGCAACAAUCACGGUACAUGUCAACAAUUCCAAGAUGGCUGGCGAUGCAGUUGCCAGAGCGGAUGGAAGAGCGCCGCUUGCGAUGUCGCGAUGGAGACCACGUGCGACGAUAGUGCAGACAAUGACGAUGAUGGUUUGACUGACUGCAUCGACCCGGACUGCUGCGUGAGUUUUGCCUGCAAGGACUCGCCAUACUGCGUCACGUCACCCGACCCCAUGGAGAUCCUCCUAAGGAAACAGCCUCCGAGCAACACUGCAUCAUUCUUCGAUAAGAUGAAGUUCUUGAUUGAAGAUGACAGCGUUCAGAGUUAUGCCACGCGAUCUUCGUUCAACGAGAGUCAAGUUUCUGUGAUUCGAGGCAAAGCUAUGGCAAAGGAUGGAAGCCCUCUGAUUGGUGUGCGCGUCAGUGUGACAUCACAGCCUCUUUAUGGAUUCACUCUCACCCGAGAACAAGGACUCUUCGACAUCUUGGUCAAUGGCGGCGGUUCCGUCACCCUCCAAUUCCUGCGCCAGCCCUUCAAGACAAAGGCUGCAACGGUUACCGUCCCGUGGAACAAACUCAUCACGAUGGACCCCGUCAUCAUGACGCUCGGAGACGAGGCAAUCACCGCACCUGAGCCUUGCCCAGACACCAACCACGACCACUACUCGAUGCGACCGUUGGUCCUCUCGACUUGGGAGCACACCCAGCUGGGAUCUUGUUCGUCGAAAAGCGCUAUUAUUCCGGAGUCUCAGGUAUUACAAGAGAGCCUCCCAAUCCCUGGGACGGACCUUCACCUUGUCUACCACAGCUCCGAGACCGCCGGCUACAUGUCGACCAUCAUGAUCCAGCUCACACCCAAUAAGAUCCCCGACACUCUUGCCAUCGUUUACCUCAGGAUUGCGGUCCAGGGCCUGACGUUCGAAAAGACUUUCGAGGCUGAUAUGGGUCUGAAGUAUAAGUUUGCCUGGGAGAGACUGAACGCUUACAACCAGAAGGUUUAUGGAAUUGUCAGUGCCAGAGUGUCUGUUGGCUACAAGUACGACAACUGCAUGCACAUCUUCUGGGAGACGCAGACUGCGACCAUGAGUGGAUACGAUAUGCCCUCAUCUGACAUCGGAGGCUGGAAUCUUGACAUUCACCACACGUACAACUUUCAAGAAGGUAUCCUUCACAAGGGAGAUGGCACCAACAUCUACCUGAAGGAGAAACCCAAAAAGAUCAUCACGGUCCUCGGCAACGGCAGGCGGCGAAAACUCGAUUGCAAGGGGUGCGAAGGUCCAUCGCAGGACAAUCGUCUUCUGGCACCGGUGGCGCUGGCUAGUGGUCUGGACGGGAGUCUCUAUGUUGGCGAUUACAACUUUAUCCGGAAGCUUGCGUCGAGUAGACAACAUGUGAUGAGCAUCUUGGAAAUGAAAACUACCCAAGUGCCAUAUAAAUACUUCAUGACGGUCAGCCCCCUCGACGGUAAACUCUACAUCUCUGACUACGAGAGCCGGCGGAUCAUUCAAGUGAAAACGAUGGGUCGCGUACGUGCUCUGGACGGAAACUUUGAGGUCAUUGCUGGCAAUGGGGAGCAGUGCUUACCUGGGGAGAAGGAGAAGUGUGGGGAUGGAGGUCCCGCAUCUGCGGCCAGGCUCAUGUACCCAAAAGGUAUUGCUAUAAACAAGGACGGGAUUGCCUACUUUGCUGACGGUGCCAACAUCCGGACAGUGGACAGGGUCGGGACGAUCGAGACAAUCAUCGGGAACCAGGAACAGCCCGGAGAGUGGAAACCAAUGCCUUGUCAUAAAGCUGUCACUUUUGAGAAGAUGACUCUUCGAUGGCCCACCGCUUUGGCCGUAAACCCCCUUGAUGAUACAGUCCACGUCCUAGACAACGACAUGGUCCUGAAGCUGACACACGACAAGAAGGUCAUCAUCAUCGCAGGACGGGCCGUCCAUUGCCCGCCACGGAACAACCAAUCACGCCUGGCAUACUUAGAAGAUGAUGAGGAAUCGUCUUUGUUUGCUACCGACGUCGUCUUGCACAGUCCUCAACAUAUCGCAUUCGCUCCUAACGGCGACCUCUAUAUCGUGGAAAGUGAUCAACAGUUUAUAAACCGGGUCCGAGUCGUCACGACUGAUGGGCGUAUCUAUCAUCACGUCGGAGCCAAGUCAAAGUGCGAUUGCAAGAAAGCAAGCUGCCGUUGUUUCGACGCGAAGGAGAUUUUGGCAUCACAGGCGCUGUUGAGUAACCCAACAUCUAUAACGGUGACACCAGAUGGCGUUUUGCACAUAUCAGACAUGGGGAAUCUCCGCGUUCACUCCGUGAUGUCGAUCCUCCCGAAACAGACUCCGCAGAAAAUGUACGAGGUUUUGUCACCCGAGAUGCAGGAAUUAUACAUCUUCAAUCGGUACGGACAACACAUCCAGACGAAAAAUAUCAUCACCGACGAAUUCAUGUACAACUAUUCCUACAGCGUCAACUCGUACUACGGGAAACUGACCGCCGUCCAAAGCAGCGGCGGGAACAAGGUCCAAAUCAUCCGCGACUACACGACAUUCGCCAAAGCGAUCAAAUCGCCAAACGGACAGGUCUGUAAACUCGAACUCGACAACUUGGCCCGAUUGGUGAAAUUCAUCUCGCCGGACAACUUCACGACUUCGUUUUCUUACCUCCACACGAUCGGAUUACUGGAGACGAAACACACGAGUACCGGCCACACCUACUUCUACGAGUACGACUUCAACGGACGGCUCUCCCGCGUGAUCCAACCGACCGGCGAAGUGAUGAAGAUUUUGACGGACGUCGACUCCGCAGGUGCUGUUGCACAUAUAAGCACCGAUGGCAAGCCUGAUGUGACUUUGGCAACCAAUGGCAAUCUGCUUUCAAUACUGCAUGGAGAGGCAAGGUCAAAGAUUUCCUAUACCUCCGACGGAUCCUUGGUUGUAGAAUACCCCACCCGGAUGGCAGUGACCAUCGAGACGAGCCCACAUCCGCUACUCAGCUCCGAGUACCCAAUCAGUAUCCGACGCAAGAUCAUCCUGCCGCAGAAUCUCAUCCACAGGUUACAAUGGCGGUAUUACAUCCGCCGUGAGAAAGAAAACAAGCGCGUUAAACGCGUGAAAGAGAUCGGUCGGUGGAUGAGGGUAAAACGACAAUCGUCUCGGAAUGUUGGCGCUAACCCCGGCGAGCAUGAUAUGCAUGAAGUAGGCUACAACGGGAAGGUGCUCAUGCUUAACGGCGAGAACCUUCUGACUGUUUCAUUCAACCGCUUGACGAACACCGAAACCGUUUUCAACAAAGCCAUCGCCGAAAUCCUCAACAUCGUCUACAACAAAGCCGGCCAGCCAAUCAACUACCUCCCGGUGAAUUACUUCCGCGCGGUCAACAUGACGUAUAACGGCCAUGGCUUGGUGACGUUGUGGCAACGCGGGGAACUCCAGGAGAAGUACGAGUACGAUGAGAAGAGUCGUCUGCUGCAGAAGAAGAUCGGGACUAUUGGGAACGACGUCGAGUACCGAUAUAUCUACAGGCAGGGGAACAAGCCGACCGAUGUCAUCCUCCCCAGCGGCAAGCAGUACCGUUUCCUGUACGACGAGUGGAGCAACCUGCACCGCGUCAUGACCCCGAGUCUCGGCCACCACCAAUUCCACACCCUCACGACCAUCGGCUUCCAUCGGAAGAUCUACAUGGCGCCCAACUCGCACGGUUUGAGCUUCAUAAAGGACUACAACAGCAACGGAAAACUCAAACACAUUUUCUUCCCGAGUCAAAUGCGACGAGUUCUGUACACGUAUAACGACCAAGGCAAGCCAUCGCAGAUUAUAUUCGACCAAUCAGAUGUGACGUAUAACUAUCAUGCGGGAUCGGGAAGUAUCCAAAGCAUCGUGCUCUUGAAUCGCGCCCUGCCGUAUAAGAAUAUUCUCGAGUUCGUCCCGGGUUCUGCUCUCGUGAAAGAACAGAAGUUCUCUAUCGACCAUCAGAAGGAGAAGUUCCUGAGCGCACGGUUUAGUUACCUAUACGACCACAGCUUCAGAGUGACGUCACUGGAGGCACAGAUCGGAACCCAUGUCUAUCGCCCUAUAAAUAGCACUUACGGAGCAGAAAAUGGCCGCCUGGAGAAAGUGAAGUCGUUCACGUUCCAGUAUCCUCAGAUUGAUAAACAAGUUAUUCGCGAUAUUAACGUGGAGAUUACGCGGGAAUUCGACAGCUAUGGCCGCCUUAAGGACAUGCGGUAUAAAUUCAAUAACUUUGUUGUUUACACUCUCCAGAUCUUAUACGACAGCAUGAACCGCGUGAGCCAAUGGCGUCGAAAGAUCGGCGACAGGAAUUUGAAAACAUUCGAAUACAAUUACGACAUUGACAACAACGUCGUGAACAUUCUCGUCGACGGCAACUCAAAAUGCAAAUACGCCUAUGAUGCAAAUAAUAACAUGGCGUCUGUGACCCGGAAUGGACAUGCGAAGACCUUGAAGUUUAAUUCACGUGAUCAGGUUGAAACGUUUGGACAGAUCGCGUACCAUUUCGACAAGGACGGUUUCCUGAUCCAGCGCGGCAGUGAGGUGUACGAGUAUAACUCGUUUGGACAGCUCGUUCACGCUCGGCGCGGCAACGAUUACGAAGUCUGGUAUUUCUACGAUGCGCUGGGUCGCCUCGCCGCGCGCAAGAACGAAAUCACCGGGCACUUGAUGCAGUUCUUCUACGGUGACGCUACGAACAAACGACGCGUCACGCAUCUGUACAACCACUCGACAAAGGAAAUGUCGAUGCUCUUUUACGACACAAACGGAAAACUCUUCGCCUUGGAACGUGACAACACUUUCUACUACGUCGCAAGCGACCCGAUGUGGUCGACUGUCGCCAUUUUCAACUCCAUGGGAAUCGUCCAGAAAAUAAUCACGUACUCGCCCCUGGGCCUCAUGGAGAGCGACUCAAACAAACAGUUUGACUUCCCGUUCGGAUUCCAGGGUGGAAUUUACGAUUACGAAACCAACAUGGUGUUUAUCGGUAAACGGAUAUACGACCCGACGAUCGGACGGUGGACAGCACCGGAUCUGGAUCGGUUGUUUGAAGUUGCUGAGUCGGCUGCUUACGACCCGGAGAAGAUGAAUUUCUACCAGUUCCGUAACCCGAUCAACAACCACUGGAGGGAAAGGGACCAGUACAUGAAAGACAUUCCUAGUUGGUUGGCUCUCCUCGGCUACGACCUCAACAGCCUGAUUCCCUCGGUGUCGUUCAGCGGUACCAUCCGCCAAGACAACCAGAUUUCACGGAUCUCCGAUCUAAUGCCUGUGGUCUCGGCGUUCGAAUGCGCAUUCGAACGAGACGUCAUCGACUUCGCACGCAUCAGCACCGUUCCUCGAUCACAGAUUACGCCAUCCGUGCAAACGACGCCGAUAAAAUCAUUCGGUCCGUUCAAGACCAUUUUUGGCGACGGUGUCGUCGUUUCAAUUGUCGAGUCAAAAGCCGUCAUCAAUUUAUUGUCGUCAGCGAGUGAGGUUUCAAAACGUUUGGCGACAGUUUUACUCAAUGAUUCGUCGGCUUUGACGUCGUACUUCACAAUCAACGGAAAAGACGUUCAUUAUUUCGUCAAGGAUGAUUUGUCGCAAGCGCAGAUCGACUUGGACGAUCUGGGGAUUAGUUCACACAUUGCCGCAUUGGAGAAUGGGAUUAACAUAACCGUGCAUGAAGCGCAGUCUAAAAAACGGCGCAGGAGUCCAGACAUUCCGCUGACUAGUGCAAUAGAUAUAAGAUUGCACGGUAAUCAUACCGUUUUAAAUAUUCGCUAUGGGACUACUAUAGCGAAAGAAAAACAUCGCGUGUUCGCACAUGCGAAGGAUCGGGCGGUGGAGCACGCCUGGGCGCGGGAGCGUCAGUUAUUGCAGAAAACGAUGCACAGUGUUCAUAAGUGGCGUAACAUUGAAAGGGACCAGUUACUAAAUAUGGGGAAAGUUACAGGGUAUCGGGGUGAGUAUAUAAGAGACAUUGACAAAUACCCCGAGUUAGCUGACGAUCCGCAGAAUAUAGUAUUUGUGCCGAUAAGCUAGUUGUGCAUUCUACGUACAUACAUGGACUCGCUGUCAUUACUGCAGCUGCUGAAAACAAAAAAAGCAUUUUUUUACGAAGAGCAGAGAAAAACUAUUUAUUGCGUGACGAGUGGAGAUAGAAUAUAUGCUUUACAGAGAUUAUGAUAUUUUUGGGGUUAUGUCGAUUGCGUGUGACCAUGACCUUGUGAGCGACCUUGCCCUUCGAGGUGAAGGUCGUCUCUUCUGGUGGAUUUGUGAUGUCACGGACUGCAACCGAAACGCCCUCUUUUUACCUGUAAUUGUUUGUGAUAGAUAACUUUACAGAAACCGAGUAUAAUGCUCAUUGACCUAUCCAUGACAAAAUAUGAUUACUCGUAAACAAUAACUGAUCAACUGUGACGAAAUUAAUAGAAGGAAUCGGGAAAUUAUUGUGACUGUGACGAUGUCAGUGCAUGGGAGGAAGCACAAACACGAACAAGGAUUUUAUAAUAUUGUGCAUAUGGCUUACAUUUUACCGUUCAGUUCGGAGGAUUUUUUGGUGUACAUUUGCUUUCGUUUCUUCAACCUGAUAUUCUCAGUCCUGCGAUACACAUGUGCUGUCACAAAUAAUUGAUUUAUACCGCCAUGGUUUUUGCACUUGAUCUUUAAAAGAUCACUUGUUUUCCUACAACCGAAGAUUAAGUUGGCUUUGGCACUGGUACUGUUCCACUAUUUUGUCCAGCACAGAAAUUAAUUUCACGAAACAUGGUGCUGUAUUUAUGAAAAAAUUUGGGACGUAAUAAUGAUAAUCUUCCUGACAAAGGCCAACAGCUCUGACACCUAUCUAUCCCCUAAAUCCAAUGACUUCCAGGAACCCACUGCCCUUUUGAGGACUGGUGAAGCCAAUUUGGGAAAAGUUCAGAAACGUUAUGAUUUACUUCAAAAAAAAUCACUCACGUAACAAAUAGUGCCAUCAGAAAGUUCUGAUUGAGAGCUUUCAAAUGAAUGGUCAUGCCAACAAAUUUACUAAUGGUACCAGCAGAAAAAGCUCAUCGAGGCUGUUCCAAUGAUAGGUUAUACAUUUUGUUUCAUGGCAGAUAAAUUAGUUUGUACAAUAUCUAUGUGCUUAACCGAAUAUAAUAUAUUGCUAUUUUGCUCUAGAAUUUGUUGAUGCGAUUUUACUCAAGAUGUACCAAUUGUAAUCAAUUGAGGUUAACACAUUGGGUUGACUCCAAGAACAACGUGAAAGUCGGUCUCGGAAGUCACCAGACGGAUUUGCGGUUAAGAUAUUAACACUCUGUGGUGGAAAGUGCUGGCUAAUCAAAUUUUGAAUGCGCUUUCUACGACUAAAAGACUUUUGAGUUGUUUUCCCGCCCGUUUUGACGACUUUGAACGGGAAACCCCUACUAAAACUGAUGAUCACGCACACUACAGGAAUUACUUUGUUCUCGGAGUCGACGCCGUUCUUAACCUCCCUAAUCUCAUGAUUGUUUUCCAAAUGAGAAGCAUUCUGAGAACUAUGUCCUAAAAGUUAGGAUGAAGCCCUAUGUUGGAGGUGUCACAUGAAAUAGUCACCAUGAAUAGAAAUGCCCUGAUUGGUCAGUUUCCUAGCACUGACCAAACAGAAUCCUUCCGACGCCAUUCGACUUUGUCUUGUCACCAUUCCUUCCAGUUGUACAACGUAUAAGUGACAGUGGUUUUAUUCCUUCUGAGAUGCCAAAAUUGCCAAUUGCCACUUAAACUAGGGUUGUAGUUUAACAACACACUUUUUCGCACGUGCACAUACUUUGUCAUCCAGAAUCAAAAAAAGGGGUGACGUCAAAGGAUCUGUGUUUGUGGGCUGGUAUUCCAGGAACACAUCAUGCCUAUCUCCUGAGGGCUGAAAAAAUAACACCUAUUCUAUACCUUUUGAACUACCGGUAGCUGAUAUAAGAUGUCCCAAAUCAGAAAACGUUGGCAGAAUCUUUUGUGUAACAAGGGAUCACUGUGAAAUUUUGCAAGCCUUCAUUUUGUCAAACGCGAAUGUAAACAAGCACCAAGGUUUCAACUGCAAUGAAGUAGCCAUUAAAUUUCAGCAGAAAACGCGGUAUUUAGUUCGCUGCCAAUUGACAUUGCAUUGAGCAAAAUCACCAAAUGUUAUCUUCACAAAGAUUUCACGAUUUACGGCAUACUGGUACCUGGAUGUCAAACAAAAAAACAAACCUGUCAUACAUUGCUUUCAUCUUAAAAGGUCCUGGACUUGAAGCCUAUACUAGUCAUACCUUGCCUCAUUACUUGGGCACGCUGGUAAAGCGGCGAUUUUUUGCGUUAAAAGUCAGGUACAUGUACCAAUACACAACACUUUGAAUCUGUAAAUAUGACAUAUCUAUAGCCAAUUAUUGUAUAUACUAUUCAAUGUGUAUUGCCAUAGGUAUAUGCCCAGUGAUGCAUCAUAUUAUGGACAGAAAUUUCUUAUGAAUACAUGUCUAUGUAUAAUGUAUUUCAUCAAAUACAUACAUCUUGUAUUUCAUUAAAUACAUUCAUCGUGUAUUUGUGUAUUUCAUUAAAAUCAUACAUCAUGUAUUUCAUCAAAUACAUGUAUUCUGACGUAAAAUGUAUUUCAUCAAAUACAUACAUUGUGUAUUUCAUCAAAUACAUGUAUUCUGACGUAAAAUGUAUUUCAUCAAAUACAUACAUUGUGUAUUUCAUCAAAUACAUGUAUUCUGACGUAAGAUGUAUUUCAUCAAAUACAUACAUUGUGUAUUUCAUCAAAUACAUGUUUCUUUUAUCAGGUAUUCCAUGUAUUUUGUGACUUACUUAUGUCAUGUAUUUUAUGAAAUACGUCGUAUUUUCUGUGUAAGCUGAACCACCAAGAGGAAGACCAUGUGCUCAAAGUAUAGACUAAAGAAUGUCUAUUUUUCUAUGGCUGAUUUGAAUUUUUUUAUCAAGUUUAUUAGCAAGGUCAACCGAUAUUCCACGGAAUUGCGUAUAUCGCAAAUUUUGUUAAAUUUGUAUAAUUUGCGACAGUUUGAUUUCGUUAUGCAGACAGUCAGCUUUAGCCUGUGUUAACCAAGCCUAUGAAUGAGCUGGUGCAAUACCAUACAGAAUACACGGUGCCUAUUUAAGGCUUAAAUGAGGUUUCCUAGACUAAACAUUGUACCCCUUGAACAUGCUUACAAAAAGGAAGGUUGUAUUCUCAAAUCAAAAGAUGCGAAAGCAUUGUUUUGUACGAUAUUAUAAAAGACUCCGGUCAAUACCUAGAGAUGUGGUUGAACACUGAUCCCCUGUUCAUUCCCUCCUUGAACACUGUAUGUAGAGGUUCUCAAAGUGCACCGGCCCAUGCAUUAUGUUUCUAUUCAUUCCAAAGUUACCCGGCAACGAUUCUCUGUCUUAAUAACGACGAUACAGAAAUGGGUACCCAGUAUAAAGUACAAGCCUCAAGAAAUACUCUGACCACAUGAUUGUACUCAACAAGUUCAUGCCUUGUAAAGUACUCAAAAAGUACAAGUACUCAAAAAGUACAAGUGCUCAACGAGUACAAGCCUCCUGUAGUACUCAGCGAGCAAAAGUUAAGUACUAUAAGUACAAGCCAACCCCACUUUGGCUUGGAUAUUUUGUGCUUUGGAUUUCUAGAAUAGGCAAAGUGUUUUUAUAAUGAAGCAUAUUUUUGUUUAAAAGCCACAAUUUACUGCAAUUUAACUGAUUAUGUGCAAAUUUGACAUCCCUUGGAACAAAGAGUAUAGUUUACUGGUACUAGUUUACCAGUUUACCAAUACAAGUUUACCAGUUUACCGGUACCAUUUGACCAAUGUACCAUUGCUUUAUUAAACAGAACUGGCAUUGUAUAGGUAACUUGAUAAACUGCGGUGAUAUAACCAAAUAAUGGUGAGUUGCUGCCAUGGAAUUAAGAGGCAACUCACUGAGUUUUUGCAUCAUGGCCAAUCUGCAUACAGCAUGAGCUUUACAUAUCAUUUGCAUAUCAUUAACAGUAUUUGGCGGGGAACCCCAGCUUAAAGACGUAUUUGAAGGGCCUCUGUCAGGCAGUGAACUGUAUGCAUAUUCCACAUUAUCUCCAUUAUGAUGAGUGUUACGCAAGAAAUCUGAAUAUUAUUACGAGUGUAAUUCUGCGGCAAAAAGAUACUCUCUACUCCAAGCUGCAUGACAUAUGCAUGACAAUUUACUGUACAUAAUUAAUUAGGACUUUUGCUAUACCCAAAGACCUCUGUAUAAACGACCCGCUUUCAGUAAAUGUAUAGUGCUUCGUGUUCCAUGUAUAUACAUGUACAGAUUUAACCUGUGAUGAUCAUUAAGAAAAGGACAUGGAAUUUUUCUCUGUAAUUUUGGUUAUGCAGUCUUCAUUUCAUCAUAAUUGAGCCUUUUUUUAUUGUACAAUUGUUACAUAUGCUGUACAAAAUGCAUGCAAGAAACCAUUCAAGUUUUCAGGAACUUCGUCCUCACCUUAAAGUAACUGUCACAGUCACUGGUUACCAGUUGUGUGAUGUCGUAAACUUUCCGAAUUGUCACCUGUCAUCAUUUUAAAUUAUCCAAGACCAUUUCCUUGUUAUGUCCAAUAUUUUUGUGUCAGUAUAUAGUGAAUACUCUAGUUUCACGAAUAUAAGACCUGUGAAAUUGAUAUACAGGCCAUUCCACAGAGAGACACUAUGGCAAGGGAAAACAUAGUGCUGCCAACUGCUGUCUUUCUAAAUCGAUCAGUUUGAAUAACAUUUAACGACCAUGUGCAUAAUAUCUUCCGUUUCUUGAAUAUUUAGGAACAGUCUUAGAUUGCUGAAACUAGAGUUUCUGCCCUAGAGCAUUAGCGCACACAUUUCAGGGGAUGUCCGCAAUGUAAUUACGCACAGUGUGUCGCCCAAAAAUUUUUACAUGUUUGUCAAGAGGUCGAUUUGGUAACUCCUUUGCCUGUGACGGUUAUUUUGGUGGAGACCGUUUAUGUAUCAUUUGCCUGUGGUGGUCAUUUUGAUGGGGCGUCUCUGAAUUAUCCAUGCUGAUAUUCAUCGCAUACCAUUAGCGAAAGUUCGUCUGAUUGAUUAAUGAUAAUGUAAAUCCCAAAUUAAUCUCAUGCCUUUUAUUUUUGUGUUCUUUUGCUUUAACAGAAAAUUGCGAAAAUAUCUGGCGUUGAAAAAGAAAAUGUAAUUGAAAAAUUACCAAUAAAGGAUUGGGUUGUCAGGAUGCUAAAAUAAAUGUUCACAAAGAGUGCGAUUUUACAAAACCGUGAAAUGAAACUGCGGCAAAUAUUUCUGAGUUCACAGUAUUGCAAUUACAAGAUGGUUCAUUUCUUUUUAUGAGAAUUAUAAUAAUGUCUGUUUUGUAGGUACAUUGUAUAGUUGGUAAUUAAUCAAAAACAAAUUUAGAUAAUUAACCUCCAAUUACUAGUAAAGCCACUUACGAAUCUGAAACGCUUGUCUAAAUUUUAUGAUUUAUAGAAAUUUGUCUGACAUGUUGUGUCUUCGAUUUGAAAGCUUGAAGGGUUUGCAAUGCAAGGCUUUUGCCUCUUGUAUCGUUAAUUAUCAUUGUAAAAAUCGCUGAAUUCCAUGUAUAUGUAGGCCUACCCUGUUCUAAAUACAUAGUUGAGGUUUAUUCCAACACAACUGUGAUGGCAUGGACGUACACUUUAAAUGUAGAGGUCUGUACCAUUGUGCAUGUGAUUUUGGGAGCAGAAUACAUUCUAAGCUAAUAAGAGGUCACACACACUACUGCCUGAUAGCCCCGAUGCAGUUGGUUCAGUUAGGUGCAAAUAGGUGGCAUUUUACAAAAUUGUUUUAAGGAUAGAUGUCAGAAUCACAAGAUGAGAGGUGAAAUUUGCUUUUUUUUUCGGUUUAUGACUCAGUAAAGGAAAGCAAGGUUAUGAACUAGUCAGAUAAUAUUUACCUAGAUUAGGUGGUAAAACCUUUUUUUGACUCAAAGUUACGCCACCAAAAAUUUUCAACAUAGAAGCUUUUUGGGACGCUCUGUAUACUUUGACUUGAGAAAUGGUAUACCUCCAGUUAGGGGUUUCAGUUUUAUGCAAAUGUCUACUCAGUCACAUGACUUGAUAGAAUAUUAUGUAAUAAUGUGCCGUGAAUGUAAAAAAUUGUAAAAUAAGUUGUUAUAGAUUGUUUAGACUCAUCCUAGAUUAUACAAUAAAGACGUAGCUAUGUUGUACAGUGAAUUGUACAUUCGUUUCCAAUAUGUCUCAUUUUGUAACAUUUAUGAUUUCAACAUGACCUUUGUUGUACAGAUGCUCAAUGGCUAUUAUUAACACAAUCUAUCAAGUACGAAUAUAUAACGAGAAAUGUUCUUUACGACAAUGAGGCCAAUUGUCACUGCAUCAGAAAUUUCCACGUAACUCGUAAAAUAAUAUAAUUGUUUUACUUCAUAACAAUUAUUAUCGAAACUGCAAUUUUAAUAGCGGCAAAACGGUAUCGUUAACAUAUUUGACUUGCGGACAGGCGUAUGUUUCCUGAUUAAUAUUGUGUCAGAUUAGUUAAAUUCUGUGAAUCGUGAAAUUUUUGCGAUUUUCAAAAACUGAGAUCGAAUUGCGAAACUUCAUCACAGUAAAACGUGGUUUUAAGAAAUACGCCCAUUUUCAGGUAUUGAUUGAUGUUUUCGCAAUCUCAUAACGCUUUAUAAAAAUCACGGUUUACAGGAAUGAUAUUUUCCUCUAGUUUGGUACCAUAUCAGCGAAAAAGAAACGGUUAUUAAUUCGAGCAGCAGUUUAAAGAUGGCAGUAUGCAUCUCCCUGUACCUGCAGAUCUGCUUUGCACAGCACUGUAGACCUGAACAGAUAUUCUAUUUAUAAACCCACUCAGUUGAUCUCAGCGCCUAAAGUGUUUCAUAAAACUUGGGGAGAACCAGGUAAAUUGAUUGUGAUGGUGAUAGGCUGCAGAUAUUGGAGUUUGAAUGCUGCCUCUCAUGAACUGUUGAUUCAAGUAUAAAUAUGGCAGACUUGAUGUCGAGAACCAGUGCUUUGAACGUUAUGCAAAUUGCUUCCAGCUGAGGCGUAAAGAAAACCAUUUAUGUAGCCAGUGUGACAAACUUCCUAGAUUCAAAAUCAUCACUUUAAAGAUCUUUUUGAGAUUUUACGUUUUACACUAACCUGGCCCCUUGCCUCACUAAGAAAAAUAGAUAGAUGUGUUCUGUUUAUUGUUAUUGAAGCGAGGGGCGGGGCAUAUUUUACCCAUCUAUUACUCAUUUUGACCAUGACUGCUUUAGUGCCCUAUAAUUGCCAUGACUAUUGUAGCAAACAUACAUCAUGACAUGUACUCUGUUAAUUUUUAGUGGUGUUUUGUUUAUAUUUUGAUGGCAAUAACUGUUGAGGACUGGGUGGGGGGGAAUUAAACUUGAAAAAUGAGUGGCACAACUAAUGUUGUUGGCUCUUAACCAAGGGUCGAUGGGUUCAGGCUCCAUACUGAGAAUUUUGGUGUUGUUGACAUUUGAAUAAGCCCUGUAUGAGCUACUCAAUGAUGCUAACUGGAACUCUGCGUGGAGCCCUUGACAAAAUGUAAAUAUAAAAGUGAGGAUUGAGAAAUUUGUAAAGUGUUUUGAAAAUUUUUAAAAAUUGCAUUUUUAAAUCACUUGGAACUUCGAGAUGAACUUUUAUUUUAUAUCUACUUGGAAUUUGUAAAUGCACUGUCAUUGUCCGAAUCACAUAUGAAAAAAACUUUACCAUUUCUUGUAAUUUCUCAACAUCUGCCCAGUCCUUUGACAAUUAACAUAUGUCAUCCCAUAUAAGGGAUUGACUAUUAUUAUUAUUAUUACAACACCUUUAUUUAUUGUAAUAAGCGUGGUUUUGUAUUGAGGAAACGCUCCAAGAGAAUUCUGUCUGUGCCAAAGCAGUCUAUUAAUGAAGCACGGUAGCCUAUUCAAAAGUUAAUUUUGCAUUUAUUUUUGUGAUACACUGACAAUCAUUAGUUGGAUGUAAAUGUAUCAAUAGAAACUGCAGCGACAAACUUCAUACUUAACACUCCUCUAUCCAGUUUUCUCCAGGAAUAUAUUUUUUCGUUCGGAGAGAUUCUCAUUUUCGGGAUUUCCUUUUUGCGAGGGGUUGGUUUAAAAACCGUUUGAAAUUGAUCAUAUUUAUUGAGUUGGCAGCCCUGCUCUAAAAUUUUCCAUGGAGAGCACUGAUUGUCAGCAGGGCUUUGGCUUCAAACUUAAAGGGACAAAAGCGUCAAAUUUUUAAAGCACACUUGGCUUCUAACUUAAAGGGAGAAUGAGCUUUAAACUUAAAGGGACAAUGAGCUUUAAAAGCUUAAAGGGUCAGUUUGCCUUGUCACUGUUGAUUGAGAUUUGGGCUGUUACCAUGUACAUGCAUCAGAAUUAAUAACAAGUGACCCCGCUAUUGGGAUAUGCCCAUUCACUCGUGGCUAGGCCACGAGCGCUUCCUAUUUAAGUUCAGUGUUCCAGUAUAGAGGGCAGCUCAAGCUAAUGCUCUACAAACUGUUGAUGCACGUCUCUCCUGAUGUAGGUCUGCUGUAGCACACUCUACACAGGAACUGUACUAAUCAUCAUGGAAUUAUCUAUGUACUCUUCCUUUAAGAAAAAAGUGGAAAACCAAAUGCGUAGAAUCACCUUUGUAUGAAGUUUGCCUGCUGUCAACUAGAUGUCAACAAAAUUUGGUGGAGAAUACUCUGUGCAUUUUCAGAAGAAACUAUAUAAAAUGCACAGAGGCAUCUGUCAAACUUGUACUGAAGUGCACACGAAUAGUAACUCACUGAGGAUUUGUAUCUGUUUUUUUAUAAUCCUUUUUUCGUCGUCUCCAAGAUAACAUGCCAAAGUCCCCUGGAUAAUUUUAUGAACUGUUGUCACCCUAUUUUGUGAUUUUACUCGCCCAGCAUUGUCAUGCAAUAAGGUUCAACGAUGGAGUCUUCUGCAUUGUUUCGUCAUACAUUGUAAAUGUACUUUCUACAAAUGUUACAGUUUCCCCUGGGGUUUUUAGCCAGGGAUAUGGGACACAUGUAUAUCUAUUGUGCAGCUGGGAUUAGAGAUGAUGUGCAGAAAUUUACAAUGAAUUGUUUUUGAUGUCAGAAGCAGUUUAAUUUAUUCUUUAUUGCAGUUAGUGAACAACUUACUAAGUGAUCUAAUAAUUCUCUUUUUGCAUUGAGUCGUAUUCAAGGGGUUCAAAUACAUUUUCUAUUUAUGCGUAACACUGCACUUGUCACUAUAUACAUGUAGCAAUUGCACUACAUGACAAUCCAAGAUAUGAACUACACUCUGUGCAAGCAUUGUUAUUCAAGUACAUUAUGAAGAGAAAUGGCACUUAAGUUCCAUGUGAUCACACUAGAACUACAUGUACACGUCACUACAUUGCAAUUGCCAGUUGCACUGCAUUGCAAUAGCCAAUUGCACUACAUUGUAGUUGCAAGUUCCACUACAAUUGCAAUAGCCAAUUGCACUACAUUGUAGUUGCAAGUUCCACUACAUUGCAGUAGCCAGUUGCACUACAUUGUAUUUGCAAGUUCCACUACAUUGAAAUAGCCAAUUGCACUACAUUGUAGUUGCAAGUUCCACUACAUUGCAGUAGCCAGUUGCACUACAUUGUAUUUGCAAGUUCCACUACAUUGCAAUAGCCAAUUGCACUACAUUGUAGUAGCAAGUUCCACUACAUUGCAAUAGCCAGUUGCACUACAUUGUAGUAGCCAAUUGCACUACAUUGUAGUAGCAAGUUCCACUACAUUGCAAUAGCCAGUUGCACUACAUUGUAGUAGCCAAUUGCACUACAUUGUAGUAGCAAGUUCCACUACAUUGCAAUAGCCAGUUGCACUACAUUGUAGUUGCAAAUUCCACUACAUUGCAGUAGCCAGUUGCACUACAUUGUAGUUGCAAGUUCCACUACAAUUGCAAUAGCCAAUUGCACUACAUUGUAGUUGCAAGUUCCACUACAUUGCAGUAGCCAGUUGCACUACAUUGUAUUUGCAAGUUUCACUACAUUGCAAUAGCCAAUUGCACUACAUUGUAGUAGCAAGUCCCACUACAUUGCAAUAGCCAGUUGCACUGCAUUAUAGUUGCAAGUUCCACUACAUUGCAGUAGCCAGUUGCACUACAUUGCGAUCAAUCUAUAGCUGCUGUCACAAAGGUGGUAGAGCGUCGAUUCCCGGCCGAGUCGCCACUUAGAAACUUCCUACUGGUCGAUUGAGCGUUUAGUAGCUGCUUGUUGAAACCCCUGAUCGAUGAGAAACCAUGGAAAUGCACUAUAUGAGAACCCAACAUGUUAUUAUUAUUAUUAUUAUUAUUAUUAUUAUUAUCAUCAAGAUUGUUAACUCUUUGCCUACCAAAUGUGUUCUGGAAUAACUGCAAAUUCCCAUAUUUUAAAAAAGAGUAUUCGUUCUUGACAAGAAACAUCAAACGUGUUGGCCGUUGAAGAGUAAAACUGUACAGCCCAAAAACCAAUUGACUCUCCAUUGUUUUCAUUAACCACUUGUAAUCUACGAUUCAAGCUCUAACAACUACAUGUUAAUCAGGGUGCUAAAGGAGGCCUGUUUUGCUUAAAACCAGUUAUUGUUUGAAGUAUUUGCAUCGCUUUGUCUAUGAAUUGAGAUCUAGUUUAACUGCAAUGCAAAGUUUAUGCAACAGUUAUGGAAUACAUGUCAACUAAGUAUCAACCUUACAUGUACAUUGAAAUAUUUUAUAACUUGAGGUGAAGUAAAAAUCCAAUCAUUCCGAUACUCAACUGUUGAACCAUAUAAACCACAUCUCUCAAUUUGACAUGUCCACUUCCACAUUUGCCUUAUGCAUGGCAUUGAAUUUAAACCAGAAAAAUUUAGCCAAUGUUAGCUUUUUCGAAAAUUCAUGAAAACUUGAAUAAAAAUUUAAAAACUUUUCUGAAUCAAGAGUAUUUAAUGCCAAGUCCACAGAAACGAAAUACCUGCGAAAAUUUCGGGACUUACAGUAUCAGACGUGCCAAUGACAAGUUGCUCUUAAAACCAGCUUAUAACAUUGAGUUCUUCCUGUUAUGCAGUGUGCAAAUGAUUGUAUUGUGAAUUUGAAUGUAAUGCCAUCAUAUCUAUAGUCACAAGACAAGUUGAUAUUGUCAAGAAUUCUUUCACGAGCUAUUCUGUCUUUCUGUAAGAUAUUUGUCUUUUUUUUCCAUUAGCGAAUAUACGUGUUGUAUCUCAAAGUGUUUGCAAGUCACCGAUGAUGAUAAAAUUGUCUUGAUCUGGGAUGCAGCCAUUUACAAUUUUUGCAGUUUUCUCCCUGCUUCGCAAAGACUGAUUUUUGCCUGAAAGUUACAUAUAUCCAGUGCUGUUUUGGCAGUUAAUAUAAUGUGUACCAUGUUAAUUUCAUUGUCCUAAGUGAGUUACUAUUUUAGAGUUGAGACACAGGAAGCAUUGCCUGUGUAAUAUGAUACAAUAUACAUCAAUACUCGUUUGACGACUUUGAAUCGGCAUCAUGGUAGAGGAAGUGAACAAAAUUUCCAGAUUUGUAUGUGGGAAUGCAUACGCACAAAAAAGGACUACAUUUUACUUAUAAUUAUAUGCACAUGCAUAACUGAAUACAAAGCCUGCAGAAAAAAAUCCAAUCUCGGCCAGUUGCGGUGUCGAUUUCAAGUUCUCGAAGGAGUACAACAAUUAUACAUGAUGAUACAACUAUACAGUGGAACCCCCUUAGCAGACACCUCCCUACUAAGGACACCUUCUCUAUUAAGGACACUGUAUUUGGUCCCAAAUUGGUCAUUUUCAUUCCAUUUGACCUCUGUAUACUGGUCACCUCUCAAUUGAGGACAGCAUGUCUGUCCCAAGGGUGUCCUUAAUAAAGAGGUUCCACUGUACGUGUUUGAGGGUGUUUUGACAAGUUCUAGGUGGUGUGCCGGUCGAAUAGGUAGUUGUGUAUGCUAUUUUUGUACAGUGGGUAGACAGGACCAAAACACCACCUUGGGUGUAUCAUAGUGUGUAUAAAAAUAAUGCUGUUAGGACUUGGUAGAAUUCAAAUAUCUCUCUAGUUUUGCAAGAUAUGUUGUAAUCAAUUGAAAGAGACUGGCUCCAAUUUUCUGUUUACAUUUAAAUCAAGGCUACUGUUUGCCCUGAUUUUGCACACAAAAAGUGGUCUUAAUCGAGAAGGACAAGGAAAUAUCACAAGAUUUGUAAAAAAAAUUGCUAAAUCAGUUAUCCUUAUCCUUUGAAAUUUUCUUCACCGAAUAUGUGGGCUAUCAUCCAAAAUUUGCUUUUCUACUUGGAACUCUGUCCAAUGAACAUUCAAGUUAAAAUGGUUUCAGCUGAGGGUUUUAUUCUAAAAUGAUAGAUGGGAGAAAUUUGAAUUCUGUCACGGUUAUCGAUUCGUUCUUUCAAAAUUCAUAAAUGUCUGUAAACAGAAAGGACUAAUUUGGAGUCCUUUCGCCGUGGGUCUGUAUCAAAGGGAUGCCUCGCUUGAAUCUCAGUUGGCAAGUAGGCCAACUCCCUUUGGUAUUGAGCCAUGUUUCUACAUGUAAUGAUAGAUUUGUGACACCAUAGAGGCUUCUAGAGGUUGUCUCUUUGCAGUAUCUUGUAGAUCUGUUCAUUUUUUAUAGAUAUGCUUUUCAGUCCGUGUAUGCCCUGUACAAUUUGCAAGAAAAGAUUCAAGACAAUAAAAAUAAGUACAUUACAUUUCCA